Messenger RNA from Pyricularia pennisetigena, 1368 nucleotides. RefSeq lists its product as uncharacterized. Gene Ontology annotation, molecular function: transmembrane transporter activity. Bases 1 to 1368 code for a protein of 455 amino acids. The record is from RefSeq and is a predicted model, not a curated record. Gene Ontology annotation, cellular component: membrane. The transcript is spliced from 4 exons. NCBI's taxonomy places the organism in Eukaryota, Fungi, Ascomycota, Sordariomycetes, Magnaporthales, Pyriculariaceae. Gene Ontology annotation, biological process: transmembrane transport.
AUGGUUACUACUAAAAACGAAAAACUUGCCUUUUCGGAGCACAAUAGCAGCAGCAGCAGCAAUGCUCCAAUCCAACCUACGGGGAUUAAUACCAAUAUUGGCACCGUUAACGGGAAAUCCAUUACGGCGGAACGCAUCGAAUACCCCGAAGGUUUACCCGAAGCGUAUUACCGCAAUUUUAAACCCAUCGCCGCGUUUAACCUACCUAAUUGGCAACCUACGGAGCGGGCGUUGGUCCGCCGCCGAACCAAUAUUGCCCAGGCAAAAUUUAACAUAUUCGACGAGGAUUUCGGUCUACGCGACGACGAUUAUAAUAUAAUCGCCGUAUUUACUAUCGGUUAUAUAUUGUUCCAACUACCUUCCAAUAUAUUGCUAACCCGGGUCCGGCCGGGGUUUUAUUUGCCAUUUACGGCUAUUAUCUGGUCUGCCGUAUCCGUUACCAUUACCGGGGCUUUAUCCGGCGUGCUCGCCGCCGGCAUAUUUUCGGGUACGGAAGGCGUGGCCGGCCUGGCAGGCUGGCAAUGGUUAUUUAUUAUCGAAUCGCUUAUAAGCACCGUAUGCGGCGUUUUUGCCUUUUGGACGCUGCCCGACUACCCGCACUCCGACACGGGCAACCAGCGCCGCUUCAUAACCGAGGAUAUAAAACGCCUUACCGAGGCCAGGUUUGUCGUCGAUCGCGUAACGGGCUCUACGGGCACGGGCUCUACGGGCACGGGCAGGGUGGUGGAUGGCAUUAAACUCGCGGUGACAGACCUUAAGACAUGGUCUUUUGUCCUCCUCAACAUCUUCAUAACGGCCUCGUGCGGCUUCAACUUCUUCUUCCCGACGCUGGUGCGCGGGCUCGGCAUCGGUAACAGUAUCACUUCGCUGCUGCUAACGUCGGCGCCGUACCUCGUGGGCGCCUGCGCGUCCUUCUUCGCCUCGUGGAACAGCGACCGCGUCCGCGAGCGCGGUUACCACAUCUGCUGCGGCCUAUUGGCGGCGGCGGCGGGCUACAUCGUAACCGUUUCGACCGAUAAUAUGCCGGCGCGGUACGCGGCGUCGUUCCUGUUCGCGCCGGGCUCCUUCUCGGCCAACGCGCUGGUGUACACGUGGGCCGUAUCAACGCUGGGCGCGACGCCCGAAAAGAGGGCCGCCGCCGGCGCCAUCGUUAACAUUUUUAGCCAUUUCGGCAACGUGGUAUCGCCCUACUUCUUCAGGAACGAGGAGCUGCCCGUUUACAGGAGCGCCUUCGUCCUCAUGCCGGUAUUUGGGGCCGCAGCCUUUGGGAUCGCCUUCGGCAGCAAAAUGUUCCUCAGGUACCAUAACAAAAAGCUCAGGAAGAGGUCCGACGAGACGGGCGAGGUCUACAACCCCUAUAUCCACUAA